Molecule: messenger RNA, 237 nt
Organism: Effrenium voratum
Lineage: Eukaryota; Dinophyceae; Suessiales; Symbiodiniaceae
Source: the annotation of a GenBank genome assembly
GUGGCCCUGGCGCUGGGCCAGCUGAACUCCAAGCAGCAGAAAGUUCUGAAAGACCUCAAGGUGGAGCUCGCGGCAGGCUUCGAUGCAGAUGCUUACAGAGACACCCUUGCAAGCAAGGUGGCGGCGGCCGAGCACUUGCCGUUGGCCGACUCGCGCGGCCGCAUCCCCAAGCGGGACAAGGGCUACUCCUGGUGCCGAAGGGACAAUGACGCGGACGCUCGGCUUUUCCGACUGGAG